Ochotona curzoniae (black-lipped pika) is the source of this 1643-nucleotide messenger RNA. Its product is annotated as NXPE family member 1-like. The record is from RefSeq and is a predicted model, not a curated record. Lineage: Eukaryota; Metazoa; Chordata; Mammalia; Lagomorpha; Ochotonidae. The transcript is spliced from 5 exons. Bases 3 to 1643 code for a protein of 546 amino acids.
CCAUGUUCCCAGCUGGAACACAUCAGAAACUGUUGACACUGAUAUGUCUUUUAGCAAGUCUCUGGAUAAUUUUCACAAUUUCUCAGAACUCCACUAAGAUCUGGAGUGCUCUAAAAGUACCCAUCUCCCUUGGCUACUGCAAUGCCUCCAUGAUGCCCGCAUUCCCAAAAACACCAUUGAGCCUGGUGACAUCACCUACAGGGACAGACCUGAGAGUGAAGGAAAUCCUGGAGAAACUAGAUCGGCUGAUCCCACCCAGACCGUUCACCAACAUGGAUGCCACCACCAGUGCCACACACAGCACAGCCACCAUCCUCAACCCGCAAGACUCAUACUGCACAGGGGACAAGCUGCACAUCCUGCUGGAGAUGAAGGACCACUUGGGUCACAGGAAGGAAUACGGUGGGGAUUUCCUGAGGGCCAGGAUGUCCUCCCCGGCCCUGAAGGCAGGAGCUUCAGGAAAGGUGACCGACUUCAACAAUGGCACCUACCUUGUCAGUUUCACUCUGUUCUGGGAAGGCCAGGUCUCUCUUUCUGUGCUCCUCAUCCACCCCAGUGAAGGGGCAGCAGCUCUCUGGCGGGCAAGGAACCAAGGCUAUGACAGUAUAUUUUUCAAAGGGAAAUUUGUGAAUGGAACCUCUGAUGUCCUCACUGAGUGUAGCCUGAUUCCAAAUUCCAACACCCAAUGGUGCAAAUACUUGAAUGAUAGAGACCAAGAGAUCUUCUACUGUGUGAAACCUCAACACAUGCCCUGUGAAGCCUUAACCCAUGUAAGAACUGGCAAUAACAAUGUUACGUAUCUAACCAGCAAGGAGAAAAGCCUUUUCCACAAGUCCAAAGUUGGCGUUGAAAUCAUGAAAGACCAACACAUUGCUGUCUCCCGAUGUCACACAGAGAGUACUGAGAUAAAAGAGAAAUGCCGCAUUGGAAUGGAGAUCCCCGUCCCUGGUGGUUACGCCAUGCAAGGAAGAUGGCUCUCAGCAUUUUGCAACCAGACUCUACUAGGUACAGCUUCAGUGAGUCACUGCUUGAAAGGAAAACUCAUCUACCUCCUGGGAGACUCUACACUGCGCCAAUGGAUCGAAUACUUACCCAAAGUAGUGAAAACACUAAAACCUUUUGAUAUUCAUGGAAAUGGAGAUUUUAAGAAACGUUUGCUUCUGGAUCCAGAAAAACACAAUCAGGUUCAAUGGAAAAAACACAGUCAUCCUUUUGUCAAUGCUAAAUUCUACUCAGUGGUAGAUGAUGGCUACAUCCCUCGGGAAAUUGACCGGAUACCAGGUGACAAGGAUACCGUCAUCGUCAUCACCUUUGGCCAACACUUCAGACCCUUCCCCAUUGACCUCUUCAUUCGCAGGGCCCUCAGUGUCCGAAAGGCUAUUGAGCGACUGUUUAUGAGAAGCCCAGCCACUAAGGUGAUCAUUAAGACAGAAAACACCAGAGCGAUGCACAUAGACACAGAGAGGUUUGGAGAUUUCCAUGGUUACAUUCAGUAUCUUACUAUGAAGGACAUUUUCAAGGACCUCAACGUGGGACACAUUGAUGCAUGGGACAUGACUGUUGCAUAUGAUACCAGACAUAUUCACCCACCUGAGUAUGUGAUUGAAAAUCAGAUCAAUAUGUUCUUCAAUUACAUUUGCUGA